UCAAGCUUUAAAAUUGUUCGGAAAUGUUGGAGUCAAAUUAGCACACGAUGAGCCCGCGCAUUGUGUCCUGGACCUGCUGCACUUCUGGAAGCGGCAGCAUCAGAGAGUACAGUCAAGUUGGCGAUGGCAUUUAUUUGAAUUAUGGCAGACACCAUUCACUUAGCCUGCUGCCAAUGCCAAUGGCGGAUCUAAUACGCUCGCGCUCGCAUAACCUAGUGCGCAAGGUAACCAUCAUGGGCAGUCACGUGCUGCGUUAUGUGAGCCGGAGCAACAAUCUGUCGCAGAGUCGAUAUAUAGCAAGGGAUUACCAGCGAGAGCUAAUAACACGCCUCGAUCAGAUGAGUAACGAUGGCGUCAACACUCAUUUGGAUGCAUCGAUUUCUGAGCUACAGAACUUCAGAUUGAGCAGAGUUGAGCAGGAGCUUUGCCUGCCCUAUAAAAGUAGAUAUUCUGAGGAGUACAGACAGAAGUUUUUGUUCAACAGCCGCAUGUUGCUCUAUUCGAUGUGCCUCGUUCCGCUGCAGGCUCUAAUUAAGCUUCUCAUUCGGGAGUUGUAUUUUAUGGUCUAGUAUGAAAUAAACUUGCCCUCGCCUUCAAAUAACUUAGAUUUCCAUCUGUCCACACUUCAUAUGCUUGCAUAUACCAAACAUAAUAAAUAAAGUACCG
Messenger RNA from Drosophila busckii, 666 nucleotides. RefSeq lists its product as uncharacterized. NCBI's taxonomy places the organism in Eukaryota, Metazoa, Arthropoda, Insecta, Diptera, Drosophilidae. The transcript has 2 exons. Bases 48 to 569 code for a protein of 173 amino acids. The record is from RefSeq and is a predicted model, not a curated record.